Molecule: messenger RNA, 1377 nt
Organism: Fusarium sp. VM40
Lineage: Eukaryota; Fungi; Ascomycota; Sordariomycetes; Hypocreales; Nectriaceae
Source: the annotation of a GenBank genome assembly
AUGGUCCAGAUCAGCGAGGUCAAGGGCAACAAGCGGGACAACCGUACAGCUGCUCAUACUCACAUCAAGGGCUUGGGCUUGAAAUCUGAUGGAUACGCUGAAAAACAAGCGGCCGGAUUUGUCGGUCAAGUCGGUGCGCGUGAGUCUUGCGGUGUUGUAGUGGACUUGAUUCGAGCUCAGAAGAUGGCUGGCCGAGGUGUUCUACUAGCAGGAGGUCCCGGAACCGGAAAGACGGCUCUGGCGCUCGCGAUUAGCCAAGAACUGGGCACCAAAAUCCCAUUCUGCCCCAUUGUCGGCAGCGAAAUCUACUCGACCGAAGUAAAGAAGACCGAGAUGUUGAUGGAGAACUUCCGAAGAGCCAUUGGUCUCAAGGUCCGAGAGACAAAGGAGAUUUAUGAGGGAGAGGUCACAGAACUUACACCUGAGGAGGCCGAGAACCCUCUAGGCGGCUACGGCAAGACCAUUAGCACAUUGCUGAUCGGACUCAAGAGCGCAAAGGGACAGAAGAAGCUCCGUCUCGACCCCAGUAUCUACGAGGCGAUCCAGAAGGAGAGAGUCACAGUCGGCGACGUAAUCUACAUCGAAGCGAACACAGGUGCUUGCAAACGAGUUGGACGGUCCGACGCAUAUGCUACAGAAUUCGACCUUGAGGCGGAGGAGUACGUACCAAUCCCCAAGGGUGAGGUGCACAAGAAGAAGGAGAUCGUACAAGAUGUUACGCUGCACGACUUGGAUGUGGCCAACGCCCGUCCUCAGGGUGGCCAGGACAUCAUGAGCAUGAUGGGCCAGCUAAUGAAGCCCAAGAUGACGGAGAUUACAGACAAACUGCGAGGCGAGAUCAACAAAGUCGUCAGCAAGUAUAUUGACCAGGGUGUGGCUGAGCUUGUGCCGGGUGUUUUGUUUAUCGAUGAGGCACACAUGCUCGAUGUGGAGUGCUUCACCUACCUGAACAGAGCCUUGGAAUCGCCCAUCUCGCCCAUUGUGGUCCUGGCUUCCAACCGGGGAAUGUGCACCAUCAGGGGCACUGACGACAUUGUCGCAGCCCACGGAAUCCCUACCGAUUUUCUCGCACGCAUGCUCAUCAUCCCCACAACGCCAUACGAAGGGGACGAGAUCAAGCGUAUCGUACGGAUACGUUCGACAACAGAAGGCGUCUCGGUAUCAGAUGCUGCGAUUGACAAGAUCUCGGAACACGGUGUUCGCAUCAGCCUGCGGUAUUGCCUGCAGCUGUUAACUCCCGCGAGCAUUCUUGCCAAGGCCAACGGCCGUUCGCAGAUCGACGUGCAGGACGUUGCUGAAUGUGAGGAUUUGUUCCUCGAUGCCCGCCGAAGCGCUGCGCUUCUCAGCAGCGAGGCCGGACAAGGAUAUCUCCCGUAG